Messenger RNA from Podarcis lilfordi (Lilford's wall lizard), 26957 nucleotides. The record is from the annotation of a GenBank genome assembly. Lineage: Eukaryota; Metazoa; Chordata; Lepidosauria; Squamata; Lacertidae.
AUGCUUCAAGGUAAGUUUAGUUCUUAAAUGUUGAACUUCCUGGAACUUGUUGAUGAAAGGGUGGAGACCUGUUGCCCUCCAGUCUUUUGGACUACAACUUCCAUCCUCCCUCUCAAUUGUCCACGCUGGCGAAGGAUUAUGGGAGUUGGUGUCCAACAAUGUUUGAAAGACCACAGGUUCUCCAACCCUGUGCGUGAAUGGCUACGGUCCAAAUGCAUACACAAGACUUAUCCAUUGAUAUAUCACAGGGAACCCUCUUUCCUUUUGAGGGUUCCAUUUUCUCAGGGUUAAUCUCUCAGGGUCCGGAACCAAAUUGGGCAGGAUUAGAGCCCAAAGCUGUCAUAACUAGAAGGUGAAUUUUGUGAAGUAGGCAGAGCUUUUGGACGAAGCUGGUGACCUUAAGAGAAUCUAAUGAUGAGUGUUUUAUGGAAGAAUGGAUGUCUUUUUCGUGUUAAUCAAAGAAAUAUUAUAGCAUGAUGAACUCGCGAGCGGGAUUUCAGCAGUGAGCAACAGAAGUAACAGAAUUUCUGAAUGUCGCUGCUUUUCUCUUUUUAAAAAAUAAUAAUAAUAUUGUUUUAUUUUUUUAAAAAAAAAUUAAAAAUAUUUUUAAAAAAUUAUUGAUAUUUCAAAAUAAAGUGAAAUAACAACCCCCCGAACCAACAUUACUUUCCCCCCACUCCUAUCCUCCAAAUACAGGUUCCUUAUGGGGUGUUGUAUUUUUUUUAUUGCUUUUAUGUGAUCCAGUAAAUAUAUAUCUAUAUAUUAAGUGGUUUGAAAACUUUCAUAGAUAAAUAAAUAAAAUAGGCAGAGGGUUGCAGGUCCCCUUUCCCUGAUGUAUGUGACUGAUGAAGUGGAGCUUCGGUUUUGAGUUGCUAAUGUUUACUGUCCUGCACUGCUAUCUGCAGGCUCAGUCUACAGGCACCAAUCCAACUAAAGUUAACCCUGAACAAGACACGUUUAAACCUAUGCAACAUGCUUGUUGUGACUCUCUUUUUAGUCCUACUGCUUUCAAGGGGGCUUGUUUAAAUGAGCUGGGCUCAAAGGGCUUUUACUUUCAUUGUACUAUGUAUCUUUUUUUAAAGCUUUAAAGGUAAAGGUAAAGGGACCCCUGACCGUCAGGUCCAGUCGCAGACGACUCUGUGGUUGUGGUGCUCAUCUUGCUUUAUUGGCCGAGGGAGCCUGCAUACAGCUUCUGGGUCAUGUGGCCAGCAUGACUAAGCUGCUUCUGGCGAACCAGGGCAGCGCACGGAAACGGCAUUUAUCUUCCCGCUGGAGUGGUACCUAUUUAUCUACUUGCACUUUGACGUGCUUUCGAACUGCUAGGUUGGCAGGAGCAGGGACGGAGCAACAGGAGCUGACCCCGUCGCGGGGAUUCGAACCGCCGACCUUCUGAUUGGCAAGUCCUAGUCUCUGUGGUUUAACCCACAGCGCCACCCGCGUCCCCCUUUUUUAAAGCUUUACCACACUGCAAUAGGUUCUGAAAUAGGCAUAUUUUAGUCGGAAUAAAGCCUUGAUGCUAAUGCCAUCAAGGUGAUGCUCCGCCAGAUUUGCAGAAUUCAAAGUGUGGGGGUUUUUUAUCAGCAAAGCAUUUGGGCUCUUUUAAUGGAGAGAUGAAGACCUCCUGGCCAUAGCCAUGAACAGAGUAGACAUCAGCAACAUCUUCCACCCACCUUUUGGGGCUGGUUGGGGGGCAGAAAUAAGUGUCAUGGCACCAACCUCUAGACUGGAUUAUCCAUUCAUAUCAGAGGCGUCAGUUGGAUGGAUAUGAAAAUGUGUCAGGAUCAAAACCCUCCCUCCCUUUUGCAGCCAGAUGGACGGGGUAUAAUUAAUAAAUUAUAAUAAUAAUUAUUAUUGACCAUCAUUGCCAUUGAUCUGAGUAAGUGAUGCUCAGAUGCCAGUGACCUUGUAGCUUGCGUAUCUUGCAUUGCUAUUCUUGGUGAUGUCCACGCAGGAAUGGGAUUCUGUGCCAUGUUGGUUCUCCAAAGACUUGGCCACGAAAAAGCGCUUUACAUGCAUUGUAUAUGCAUUAUAGCACUGUGUGGCACCAGAUGGCGCUGUGGAGUUCCGUUUUUGCCAACCCGAUUUCUCAUACAACGUUUCCAACACGUUUCACUGAAACGCUUCUUUGACGUGUCUAGAGAUCCAGCCCAAGUAACAGUGCAAUAAAAUAAAAUAAGGCUCCCUUACAAAGCAAUUGUCUCCGUGUAAAUGGGUGUCAGGAAUGAGCCAGCUCCAAGCAAAGGUUUGCAGCCAACUGCAGAAAGCAGCCAGGAACAGAGAGGCUUAGAUGAUAGUCAGGCAGGGGAGACUUCCUCACCUUGAUGGGCUGGCUGAUAAGGCAGUAGCUGAGAGCAGACUAGAACACAGCCAAAGCUCUCAGGAAGCACAAAUAGGCACAAAUAGACUCAGCCUCUCAGACCCGGAAGAGGUUGGAGCUGAUCCACUAAGUCUGAAGAGUCAGCAGAUGGGAGGGCUGCUAGAUAGGAAGCAAAAUGAGAGCCGUAAGUGCAGUAUCCUCUGUCAUGGCUGGAAGAAGUCUUCAGAAGGGUCAUCUUGAAUAAUGAUGCUGGAGGCUUUGCCAGAGUCGUCCGGAGCUAUCUGUUUCUUUUUGCAAUAAAUUCUCCUUUUUAAUUACCUACGCUUACUGUGUUAUCAAGCUGGGAAUCUGGACUCCUGACAGUGGGUGAUUAACAGGGAGUUAAACCACUCUUUGACUCUAAGCAUCUCCAAACUUACCUGGUGGAACCAGACACCCCAAUCUUGAACCGUCAGUUUGUAGAUGUGCAAAGCACCGCUAUUUAGAUGGUUAGACCAUCUCUUCAAGUGCAGAGGCAGUGAAAUAUCACUUCCCAGCAGAAUCUAACAUCAAAACACUUACUUGUUGUUGUUUAGUCAUUUACUCAUGUCUGACUCUUUGUGACCCCAUGGACCAGAGCACGCCAGGCACUCCUGUCUUCCACUGCCUCCCACAGUUUGGUCAAACUCAUGCUGGUAGCUUCGAGAACACUGUCCAACCAUCUCAUCCUCUGUCGUCCCCUUCUCCUUGUGCCCUCCAUCUUUCCCAACAUCAGGGUCUUUUCCAGGGAGUCUUCUCUUCUCAUGAGGUGGCCAAAGUAUUGGCCAAACACUUACUUAUUGAGGAAAAUUUCUGUCACACCACCAUUUAAUCUGCUUUCAGGCCAGGGCUCUUUCCUCGAACGUAUGAAAGAAGAAGUAAAAGUGCUCCUGAGCAGGCGCAGAAUGCAUUUCCCUACACCAAUGAAUAACAGAUACAUCAGGGAUUCGGGCUUCUAGAUGAGAAGUUGAAAUUUCCAGGCAAAUUUGAGCCAGCAUUUCCCUUUCAAAGCUUUAUACGAUAAUGGAUAAAUUCUUCAAAGGAAAGGCUAGAGAGGCCAUGAGGUUGCGUAAGUGCUGCACUUCUUUGAACUUCUGCAUUUUGCCUGAGCAAAAAAGAGCAUCCAGCCACAGCCCCCAGGUCCUUUAAAUUGCAGGCUGCAAAAGAGUAGUCUAUUGCCAUGGUUACGUGGUCAAGAGGCUGGCUUUGGUCAUGCAAGACUCCUUGUCAGGUAUUGGCUUGGACACUAAGUGAGACAGAAGAGUGGGCACCGGGAAGAAGGGGGGUUGGAGACCGACUUAGGGAUCAGUGAUCUGGGGGGGCCUGUUACAGCCAGGAGACGAGAGGCAGAGGCAGGAGAAGCUGUCGGAGAGUGAAUUAGAGGGGCAGGAGGAGAGGUCAGGUUGGCGCAGAGUCAAGGGCUUCCUAACCUCUUCCUCCUUCUGCCCCCAGCUCUCCUGCUCCACUGCCUCCCAGGACCAGGCGAGAGGGAGAAGCAGAAAUUGGUUACAUGCAGGGGGAAUCUUCGCCUGCUUGCGUGCAGCUUGUGUGGAGGAGAUACAGAAGCUGAGGUCGGUGGAGCGGGACCUCUCCCUUGUGUCAACCGCCUCAUUGGGUUCACACCAUGGAGCAGCUGAGAGACAUAGGACCAAUAGACGUGCCUUUUCCUAACUUGGAAGUGUACUUUCUAUUUCUGCCUAGUAUGCACCGGUAGCCCUUAGGACACAGAGGGCAGGGGAUGGAGGUGAAAUCCAGCCCAGCUUGAAUUGAGUCUGGAAGCCAGGUUCUAGGCUGGGUAGAGUAAUCUCUGGAUAAGUCCAGUCUGUCCCAAUCUGGUAUAGUUCAGAAAAGGGUUUCAAGGCACAGAAUCGCACAGAAUCACAGAAUUGUGGAGUUGGAAAGGACCCUGAGGGGCAUCUAAUCCAGCCUCGGUCCAGUAUACCUGAAGGAGCGUCUCCACCCCCAUUAUUCUGCCCAGACACUGAGGGCCAGCGCUGAGGGCCUUCUGGCAGUUCCCUCGCUGCGAGAAGCCAAGAUACAGGGAACCAGGCAGAGGGCCUUCUCGGUAGUGGCACCCGCCCUGUGGAACGCCCUCCCACCAGAUGUCAAAGAGAACAACAGCUAUCAGACUUUUAGAAGACAUCUGAAGGCAGCCCUGUUUAGGGAAGCUUUUAAUGUUUAAUAGGUUAUUGUAUUUUAAUAUUUUGUUGGAAGCCGUCCAGAGUGGGCGGGGUAUAUUAAACAAAGCCCUCUGCAGUGCAAGUAUACCCACUGCAGUUGGCCCAUUAGGAGAAAUGGGGCACUGCCCCACCAACCUUACUUUGCUCUCAGCCUGCCCCCUUCAUCUGCUUUCCUUUCUACUUAAAACUGGUUCAGGGUGUGGCACGGCACAGCAUCCGUUUCCCCCUUGGAUUCAGUUUGCCUUUGCAGAAGAGGGAGGAGGAUGGGGACAAAACCAGAAUUAGUUUGCUUUGCCUGUUAUUAUCUCUAGCGCCAUCUACUGGUGGGCUCCCUGCCUUCUGCCCUACCAUACUCAAUGGGCACCAGCUACCCCUGUGAAGAACUUAGUGCAGUCUAGAGAUAUGCCCACACCUGACCUCUUCAAGAGGAUUUGGAAACCUUUUCUGCCUUCUGCAACCUGCUCCAGAGUUUCAUCAGAGCAGAAUAAACCUGUUCUAGGAUCUGCUCCUCACUUUCCAGAGCCUGGACAUACCCCAAAUGCAUCAUUGUGACACACAUUCAUCCAGCCCAUGGCCUGCAAAUUGCCCAGCCCUCUGCACGACUGCUGUUGCUUCGGAGCACUUCAGCGGUUAAUACUACCCGCGUGGGCUCGUUUGUCAAAUGGAAUAUUUUGGAAUAUUUACAAUUAAGAUGAAAGCUUGAUCUGUGGCUCGGAGUUGCCAAGUGAGCUCUGCCAUCGACGCUAAUCCGUAGUAAUCCCACGUAAUAGCUGGCUGUUGCCUUGGCCUGAUUCUCUUGACAGCUGAUCUGACAUGAGACAUAGGCGAGCAGGUCUGGUGGAGCUGAAGGAUGUCUUUCCGUCGCAAACCUGCCACGCUUUGCACGGCCUUGUUUCUCUGCAGCAGUGGGUGUGCCUUGCCUAUAGUGCUCCUCGCUGGCUGCUCGCCUGGUUGCUGCUAAGUAUCGGGGCUGUAGCAUAACCAUGCUGUGUGUGAAAAUAAGCAACCAUUUUCAAAAUGGGUUCUGAGGGGACACAGUAGGGGAUCACCAUGUCCUCCUGUUGUAGGCAAGCCAGCCUCUUCACUUGUGCUAAUGUGUUAUAGCGCUGCUUUCUAUGUGCAAUCAAAUCAUAGAAUUACAGAACUCUAGAGCUGGAAAGGACCCAAGGGUUAUCUAGUCUAAUAAUAAUAAUAAUAAUAAUAAUAAUAAUAAUAAUAAUUUAUUAUUUGUACCCCAGCCACUCUGGGCGGCUUCCAACAAAGAUUAAAAAUACAUUAAAAUGUCACACAUUAAAAACUUCCCUGAACAGGGCUGACUUCAGAUGUCUUCUAAAUGUCAGGUAGUUGUUUAUCUCUUUGACAUCUGGUGGGAGGGUGUUCCACAGGGUAGGCGCCACUACCGAGAAGGCCCUCUGCCUGGUUCCAUGUAGCUUUGCUUCUCACAAUGAGGGAACCACCAGAAGGCCCUCGGUGCUGGACCUCAGUGUCCGGGCCGAACAAUGUGGAUGGAGACGCUCCUUCAGGUAUACUGGGCCGAGGCCGUUUAGGGCUUUAAAGGUCAACACCAACACUUUGAAUUGUGCUCGGAAACGUAGUCCAACCCCCUGCAAUGCAGGAAUCUCAACUAAGGCAUCCAUGACAGAUAGCCAUCCAACCUCUGCUUAAAAACCCCCAAGGAAGGAGAUUCCAGGACCUCUCGUGGGAGUCCGUUCCACUAUCAAACUGCUCUUUCUGUCAAAAAGUUCUUCCUGAGGUUUAGUCGGAAUCUCCUUUCUUGUGACUUGAAGCCUUGGGUUCGGGUCCUAGCCUCUGGAGCAGGAGAAAACAAGGGUAGGGCCACUAAUGUUACAUCUUGCAGAGAUUUUCCUUGACAUCCAUGGGCUGCUGUCCACUGAAAUUUGAUUUAAGAGAAGCAUUCUGUUGUAGUUGAUAGAAUAUGUUGCUGUAUGUGUCUCCCCCGGGCAGUUUCUCUGGUUUGCAAACGAGCCCAAAUGCUCAGAAAGAUGGGUGACAGGUUCAAAAUGAUGGGUGACAGCCCUUUCUCAUUGUUCCACAGCCGUGCCUUUAGACAAUCCAACCUUUACCUGCUGAAUUGGAGCUUAGUUGAACAUCAUCUCUCUUUGAAUUUUCCGCGGGGGCAGGAUCAGAUUUUCGCAAGGCAUGGCUGCAGAACAACAAAGAAAGCUCUCAAACCCUAUGGAAUUAAUUGGUACACAAUACAAUCGAAAUAUGGGUCAAGCAAAAUUGUGGAUGAGCCCUUGGUUUGGGAUUUGAUACUAAAACUACUUUCUAGGUCUUUGAUGUUGAAUCCGAGCAGUAUUUUUGUGCCCUCUGGUGCUCAUUGGUUGUAAGUGCACAAGCUAUACAGUUAAACAUGCAUGUUGUAGAGCACUCCUAGUAUGUUUCCAUGGAAAGUAGGUCCCUUUUGCCCCUCAAUAUAUCUUUUUGUGUGUGUACAAUCAUGAUGAUUUUUGCUCAUGAUUUUACUAGGAUGGUCACGCUCUCAACACUGUUUGCACCUCCAGAAAUUUGGGCCUGUCACACUGCUUCCUAUCCCAUAAUGUCCUCUCAAAUCAUUCAGUGUCUUGUACCACAAAUGGUUUAUACCACCCCCACCCCCCAGCUUUUGUUGUGCUAUAGAUCCGCUGGACAGUAAUAGUGUGGCAGUAUUGGGAAAGCAUAACAGAACAAACUAAAGCAGGAUGAAUCCACCCAGGAGUGUCAGCUUGGCCCCUCGACCAUGGAUGCCAUGCAGUGUUCAUGGCCCUGGCACUGAAAUUUGUGGGUGCCCAGCCCCUUCAUGGGGAAUUUUCUGUGUACGUGGGCACCCAGGGCCCUGGGAAGUUGGCACCCAUGAAUCUACCACCAGUACACUAAUAUUGUGUCAAUAACAUUUUUUUUUGCAGAACAGACCCAUAACAAAACGCCAUUCUGGAAGAACCCUAAGUUGGAUUUACUUCCAAGUAAAAACGCACAGAAUUUUUGUUCUAUUAUGGGUUUAUCCACCAGUGUCCUCCACCUCAAUUAGAUUUCCCAGCUUUUCGCUGCUGAGAAAUAGACCUGGCUCCAAUUCACAGGUGUGUUAUUUGUGUAAAAUUGCACAGAAAUAAUUUAAAGUAAUUGCCAAGUACAUGCACUUGGAUUUUAUUUAUUUAUUUAUUUAGCAUUACCUGACAUUUUCAGAAGGUAAAAUUAAAAUUCUGUACCACUUCAGACUGCUGGUUGGGGUUAACACCUCCAUUAAAAGACAGCAGCAAAAAUCCCUGCACGCAGAAAGCUAGAUUUCAGGGACUGGGGUUUUAGUCUAGCCUCCUCCCUGACAUACUAGAUUUCUGUGCACAGGGAAUUGUUUUUGUGGACAAGGAGUCAGUUGUGUCCCUCCCUCCCUUCCCUGUAGUCUAAAGAAACAUAAUCCAGACACAGCUUAACUACCUUAUUCAUUCAUUUAAUUUGUUGUUUUAUUUAUUAAAUUGGUAUACCGCGCUUCAUUCAAACACAACAUAAAAAUACAAAAUGAAAACACGAAAUACAUAAUAAAAUGAAAGCAAAACAAAUCAGUAACUCCCGGAUGCGCAUUUAAAAGGCCAUGGGUUGUUGAAUUAAUAUUUUUUGACUGGCACCUGAAGAUAUGCAAUGAAGGUGCCAGGUGAGCCUCCAUAGGGAGAGCAUUCCGCAAGCAAGGAGCCACCACAGAAAAGGCCCUACCCUCUGGACCUCUUGAGGAUGAGGCACACAAAGAAGGGCCUCAAAUAAUGAUCUCAGGGUCUGGGUCGGUUUAUAUGGGGAAAGGUAGUCUUUGACGUAUUGCUGUCCUGAGCCGUUUUAAGGCCUUAUAGAUCAAAACCAGCACUUUGAACUGGGCCUGGAAACUAACAGGCGGCCAGUGCAGUUGGGCCAGGGUCGGUGUAAUAUGCUCAAAAACCACCUUGCCCCCUAUGAGCAACCUGGCCGCUUGUGAGACCUGUGGCGAUUUCUUGCGAUUAGACCUCAACUGCGUUGCCAAGGCAACAUGGGACUAGGCCGCAGGAGAGAUGCUUUUCAGUGGCAACUAACAUGGCCAGAGAAUUGCAUCGCAAGCAGGCACCGUAGUCUGAAAGCUGCAUUCUGGGCGCGUAGGAAGCUCCAAGUCAACGCUUCCUUGACUGAAAUUGUGCGCGCGCAUGCACACCUUGCCAUGUUGCAGGCAUCUGUGUGGCCUACUGAUUUGAGAGCUGAAAUACCCUUCUCAGUUUUCCCUCUUUCGCCACUCUCCCAUGCGCACCCUUCUCUCUGCCUCAGUGCUCUGGGAGACGGGCCUGAGGGGGCCCAAGCCAUUAACUGAACUUGGCCCCCGCAUAGCCCAGAAAAAAGAACUGGUGGAGCGCCAUUUUUAGCCUUUUGCGCGCCCCACCCCACCCUGAACGCACAGAGCGCAUGGCAGAGAGCGAAGGAGAGAGAGAGGCGCCUUCGAGGCUCCAGUCGGGUAGACGGCAGGGCCAAAGCCUUGCAUGUGAGCUCGCCCCACAACAAAGGUUGAGGUUGCACGAUGGUCUACCACCCCCCCCCUGGCGUAGGUGGCUUUCCCCCGGUGACUGCGCAGUCGCCGCUAUCCCAGGGGAUCUGUAGGGACUUCGUGCAUUGCAACGCAAAACUUGUGUUGAAGAGUGUCAUAAACCCCACAAAGCGGGUGAAGAUGGAGGGAAAUGAACAGCCCUGCUUUAUAACAUGCAAAAGUUAAAAUACUGAAGCAGCUUAAAAUGUCCUCCGCUUUUUAAAUGUCUGGGUAGGAAUGUUUUUAACAGGCGCCGCGAAGAGUAUGAGCUUGAUCUCAAUAAGCGGGGAGUUCCAAAGUGCAGCUGCUGCGACACUAAACGACUUUGUUGUUGUUGUUUAGUCGUUUAGUCGUGUCCGGCUCUUUGUGACCCCAUGGACCAGAGCACGCCAGGCACUCCUGUCUUCCACUGCCUCCCUCAGUUUGGUCAAACUCAUGCUGGUAGCUUCGAGAACACUGUCCAGCCAUCUUGUCCUCUGUCGUCCCCUUCUCCUUGUGCCCUCCAUCUUCCUCAACAUCAGGGUCUUUUCCAGGGAGUUUUCUCUUCUCAUGAGGUGGCCAAAGUCUUGGAGUUUCAGCUUCAGGAUCUGUCCUUCCAGUGAGCACUCAGGGCUGAUUUCCUUAAGAAUGGAGAGGUUUGAUCUUCUUGCAGUCCAUGGGACUCUCAAGAGUCUCCUCCAGCACCAUAAUUCAAAGGCAUCAAUUGUUCGGCGAUCAGUCUUCUUUAUGGUCCAGCUCUCACUUCCAUACAUUGCUACUGGGAAAACAACUUAAGUUCUAACAAAUGUGGGACGGUUGUUACGUAUGUGUGCCAAUCCCGCCCCCCCAUCGAAGGAAUUUUGAGUGGGCGUGUGUGAGAUAAGGCAAUCUCAUCAUAGCUGUCAACGUUUUCCUUUUUUUAAGGGAAAUUCCCUUAUUCCGAAUAGGAUUCCUCGCAAGAAAAGGGAAAAGUUGACAGCUAAUUAUCUCAUAGGUUUGGAGUAAGUCAUCUCCCUUUUUUAAAAAAAAUGCCUGUGGCAGCCAUUUUCUGCUGCUACCCACCGCACUCUUAUCAAUAUAGGUGUACCGUCGCUUCAUUUUUUUUGCCCACGAAACACACAAAAAGCAAAAUAACUACUGGCUGUAAGAAACAAAAUUCCAGAAUGUCGCAAUAGAUUGCAGUGUGGGAGGUGUCCCCCCCCCCCCCGGCUUCAUCCCAAAGCGCUGCUGUUGCUGCUGUGACAUUUUAAAAGAUUUGUAGGAAGGAGGAGGAAAUCAGACAGGCCUGGAGGGAUGUGGGGGGACCUGUGAUCUGCCCCAUGUUGCUCCCAUCAUCAGCAUGGGAUGAAGCCACAGAAGAGCUUCUGGGCUGCGUCUAGAACUGAAACGGUGCCAUCAGAUUUUCAUUUUUUUAAAAAAAUGUGACCGUUUGGGGAAGACCCCACUUUUCAUUCGCAGGAUGAAAUAGGUAAUAUAUUUUUUCUCGCUUGCAAAUGUUUGGUUCCUUCUAGCGUGGUUUGCAGAAGGAAGCCAAGUUUUGCUAAGCAUGGUUUGUCUGCCAGAAAGAAAGGCAAGUUUCAUGGUCAUUUGUUUACGCCGAACGUUGAACAACCGCAGAUGUGGGGGGAACUCGUUGAAAAAGGCCCAUGAGCAGAAGGGGCAGAGGAAGUGAAUCUAACGGGGAAGGCAAUUUUUUGUUUUGGUACUAAUGAACUCUGUGCCUUUAUGCAGUCUGGCCAUGUCUACUGGCAAAGUGGUCUUCUUUUGACCAUCUUCAAUGCGAUAACAUUUAUUUAAGUUGCCCCUUAGAGGGCAGAAUUUUUUGAGAAUUAUUGAACGCAGAACAAAAGGGUAUGACGUUGCAUUUCUGCCUUCUGGGAGGUACUUAUGGGCAUUACCACAUUUAAUCUCCCAGAGUUCAGGAAUAUUUUGCAUUCAAGAUCUUGGAAUAUUUACUCCUAGGUGUGUGUGUGUGUGUGUGUGUGUGUGUUUGUGAAGCAGAGGUUUGCACAAAAUCAAGUCUUCAUGCAUCAGGGCCUUGGGAUGCAACAACCUUAUAUGUGUGCCAGGGAAGUAGCUGUGUCUUUCUUACCUCUACACAAAGGUGAAUUUCGACUUCUUGAAGCAGUCAGUGAGCUGGUUUGCAAAAGCUCACAAGAGUUUUGCUUCUUUUGGUUACAGCUCAUAGUUAGUGAAAAGAGAGCUUCGCCACAAAUCCCAGUUUAGAUGGCAUUCUAAGCCAAACUUUGAUUUAGCUCAGCACAUCACAUCAGUUGAAGUAACUGGGGAGGAACAAACUGGCUGUGAGCAUCUAUAUGGGUAUCUGCAUGUUCAUGCAUUCUUGCUAAGCCAGGAUUUAGUGUGUCUUGUGAACCAGGCCAAUAUGUAGCAGGCAGCAAGCACUGGGUUUUGCAUUUGUUAACUUGGCCUCAGUUUUCUGAAAUCUUAAUAUCUAACUCCAGUGCUUUUUUUCUGGGGGUACACAAGGGUACGAAUACCCCUAAACAUUUUGUGAAUCUUUGUAAUUUGUCCAUUUACUGUAUCCCCCCCCCCAAUUUGAACGAUAAAAUGGUGGUUUUCUUGAGUCAAAUUUUUUUUAGAGUACGGUAAAUAUUUUUUAGAGUACUGUAAACAUUUUUUUUAAUAGGAAAAAAGCACUGUCUCACUCCCUCUUUAUUUGUGCUUCUGGGAAGAAAAUGAACAACAGUAGUAUCUUGCAUGAAACGAUGCUAUGAAUAUUAGUCAGGAUAUAGUGGAGGAAUGUUUGAAACCAAUUAAGAAGUUGAUGAGUAUUUGGGGAGGGGGGGGUUGAAUGUGCUGAAAAUGGUCACAAUGGAAAGAAUAGAAAGUGGCGCAUAUCCCAAAGCAGCAAGCUUGGAAGAGAUGGCUAAAUUGCUGCAGGCUUCAGGGAUGGCACUUAGCGCUUGCUGCAUGAUACUGAAGUAAAAUCCAUCCUAGGCAGAUAUUUCUUUGCAAAGAAGCUAGAAGCGUAGAGAAAUUGACUUUUGUCCCUGCUGACAUGUCUCCUGGUACUCGAGUGACAGAUUCCAUUAACUUUAUUAAUGAAUUCAUUGGCUUCGAGGAUUGGGGUAGAGGGAUCUGGAGGAAAGCGGUUUUCCAGGAUGACUUGCGUCUUGCUUAUUCGACACCAAGCGUGAAAAUCGCACUGAGAACUCAAAACUCUGUGCUCAUCAUAAAGCAUGCCAAUCAACAAAAAAAGGUGCAUAUAGAAAAUGUAGCAAUAAACAGCCUUGGUUAGCGUGUUCUCUCAUUAUUAUUUUUGCAGAAUAUUGACAUUUCUGGCAGGGAACUGUGUGGGAACAGAAGGAAAUAAUAGAUGAUGACUAAGGGGAAGGGAAUGUAACUAGAGACUGAAAAAUGUGAUUAGAUGCAGAUCAGGCCAAAAAAACCAAACCUUUCUGCUUAUUAUGCAAAUUUGCAAUCAAUUGCAAUUUGUGUGAAAUGUGCAUUGAGUGCUGUACAUGAGUUUAAUUAGUGCAUCUUCCAAGGAACCAUAACCUGAGGUAACAAGGCCCGCCUCUCAGGAUUUGGCUAGGAAGAAGGGCGGGGUGGGGUGGGGUGUGGGUGCGCCCCCCCAACAAUUCAGUUCACUCUUUACUCUGCUCAUGUGCUUCUCAUGUGACAUCUCACCAGACAUUUUGGGAGGCUAUGGGAAGACUGGAAAGAGUUGUUCCUGUUUUAAGGAUGGGUGGCAGAAAAGCAAUUGUCCAUCUUCCUCUUUACCUAGGUAGAAUAACAAUUAGCCUUUUGAACACUGUGAAGUUAUGGUGGCACCCGAAGGUGCGACAAUAGGUGUGUCCAGGCAUAAAACAGACUAAGCUCCAUGUAGCUCCUGGGAGGAAAGGCAGGUUUAAAAUGGGAUUAAUAGUAAUUUGCAAGUUGGGCGAAGAAUGUCACCAUUUUGAGUAUAUAGAGAGCAUUGUAUAUCUUCUCGUUGAGGUAAGAAAAGGCCACAAGUUCUCACAUUUGCCAUGUUUCAUUUCUGUUCUCUUUGUUCCUGUCAGGCAUGGAUGGGAAGAAAUGCAGCGUAUGGAUGUUCUUACCUCUUGUGUUGACACUGUUUACCUCAGCAGGACUGUGGAUUGUGUAAGUGACCUUUGUGGAUCUUUUAUGGUUUCUGGGUGGAAUAAUUUUCUUUGGAGCGACAUUAGUCAAGGGGUCUUGGCAUGCUUCAGGAUGAACAGUUCUUUCCUGGAAGAACAUUGUUCUGCCAUUCUGCUGAACAACUUGCCUUCUUCCAGGAAUUACCCCUGACAUCCCACCCCUCAUUUAGGUAAAGUGACCCCUGACCAUUAGGUCGAGUCGUGGCCGACUCUGGGGUUGCGGCGCUCAUCUCGCUUUACUGGCCGAGGGAGCCAGCGUUCAGCUUCCGGUCAUAUGGCCAGCAUGACUAAGCCGCUUCUGGCGAACCAGAGCAGCGCACGGAAACGCCGUUUACCUUCCCACCAGAGCGGUACCUAUUUAUCUCUUUGCACUUUGAUGUGCUUUCGAACUGCUAGAUUGGCAGGAGCAGGGACCGAGCAACGGGAGCUCACCCCGUUGCGGGGAUUCGAACCGCCAACCUUCUGAUCGGCAAGCCCUAGGCUCUGUGGUUUAACCCACAGCACCACCCGCAUCCCUUUCCCCCCCUCAUUUAGAAUUGUCUAAAUGUCUUCCUUCCUUUUUUGGCAGGUAUUUUAUAGCAGUAGAAGACAACAACAUUAUUCCGCUAAAUGUGCUGGACAGGUAAUAUAUAUAUAUUUUAAAUCUUACUUUCUAAUGACACAGUCCAUUAUGCUUCACAAAAUCAAAUCAUCAGGGUGAGUUUCAGCACAUGAACUCAAAGCAGUGUUGGGAGCCCUAUUCUGCUGACCCCUACAGAGAAGCAGAAUUAGUUUCCCUGGAAUUUCAUCAUAUAAUCCUUUUAGCUGACUUUACACAGCGAUGCUCUCGGCUAAUAGCCUAGGGCAGUGAUGGCCAAACUUGGCCCUCCAGCUGUUUUGGGACUACAACUCCCAUCAUCCCUAGCUAACAAGACCAGUUGUCAGGGAUGAUGGGAAUUGUAGUCCCAAAACAGCUGGAGGGCCAAGUUUGGCCAUCACUGGCCUAGGGUGUUAUCCACCAAACAGCAAUGUAAAUAGAAGCAAUGGAAGAAAUGAGUGGAAACAGUGCAGAGUUCCUUAUGAAUUGAAAGUUACUCUGCUUGAUUUUGCAGUCUGCUAAUAGCACCUUCCUUUUCUUGCAAUCUACUACUAGCACGUUUUCUUUUUUAAAAGCAAGAGUAGGUCAGGCUUGAAUGAACCACCUUUUGCUUUUUUUAAAACCAGACUUUUAAAGUCCACCAGCUGCAGCCAGUUGCAAAACAGUGGUGCAGACGAUGGAGCCAGUCUUGGUUACCUACUGCACCCAAUGAACCCUGCAUUGGCCUGAAUUAGUGCCUCCCAUUAAAAUGACAGCUAAAGCAGAACAGCAGAAGCCCCUGCCCAGGUGGGGGAAGCAGGAGACAACCUUGCCACAUCCCCUUCCUAGGUAGCAUGCAGGCGAGGGCCAGCAAGGAAACCCCCAUUCCAUCCAUGACCAUGACAGCCUUUCUCACCCUUCCCUGCUGGCUGUCCCUUGUGCUGCUGCUGCCUGCAGCUUUAGUCACAGUUGAGACAACUGUCCAAAGCAGCCUGUUGUCAGGGCCGGCCCAAAACAUUUUGGCACCUGAGGCAGAUCCGAAAAUGGCACCUUUCUCACAUUAGGGAAGAAGAGGUGAGGGAAGAUCUACAUCAAGAACAAGGGGGAAAAGAAAGAUUGGCAUUAGGUUCUGCUGCCCCUGUGGAUUCUGCCACCUGAGGCAGUUGUCUCACCUUGCCUCUUGGUUGGGCCGGCCCUGAAUAAAGAUCUACAUUGGGAUCUGCUGUCCCUGUGGAUUCUUCCGCCUGAGACGGUAGCCUCACCUUGCCUCAUGGAUUGGUCAGCCCUGCCUGGCGUUGACCAGUAGCAACGAAGGCAUCAAAUGGAAGACCACUAGCAUUGCUUCUACUGUCUGUCACAAGCUCUGCAGAUUGGACUGACCCAACACCACCGGUUCCCUUUUAAAUUUGGCAAAUGGUUUGGUGUUGCACACACAUAUACACACCCAUUAGGUAGAGGGAAUCUGUCGCUGCAGGCAGGUCUAAUUCAGGGAUCAGGAACCAGCAGCCUUCCCAAUGUGGUUGGGCUAUAUACAGGGGUCAGCAAACUUUUUCAGCAGGGGGCUGGUCCACUGUCCCUCAGACCUUGUGGGGGGCCAGACUAUAUUUUGGGGGAGGAAAUGAACUAAUUCCUAUGCCCCACAAAUAACCCAGAGAUGCAUUUUAAAUAAAAGCACAUAUUCUACUCACAUAAAAACACCAGGCAGGCCCCACAAAUAACCCAGAGAUGCGUUUUGAAUAAAUGGACACAUUCUACUCAUGUAAAAACACACUGAUUCCCUGACUGUCUGUGGGCCGGAUUUAGAAGGCGAUUGGGCCGGAUCUGGCCCCCGGGCCUUAGUUUGCCUAGCCAUGGGCUAUAACUUCCAUCAUCCCUGACCAUUGGCCAAGCUGGCUGGUGAUGGUGGGAUUGGAGUCCAACCAUUGGAGAGCCACACAGGUUCUCCAUUCCUCUUCUAAACUAAAUCACAUUCAGUAACAUUCAGUAACCAGCCCUGCAAUUCUGACUUGUGUAUGAUUCAUUUCUUUUUUUCAUCCCUUAGGAAGGAAGGUCCCCAAAAGCCUCCUUAUAUAAGGUAAUGAAGUCACUUUCCAUCCUUUAUGUCUUUCCCCCCAAAUAAGGCCCAUUUUUAAACCAGUGGACGAUUUUACUGAUUUAUGCAUCUCUGUUGCAGGCUUAGUUGAAUUACAAUGAUGCGCAUUAUAUUUUUGAAGUAUUGCAGGUGACGCCCCUCCUGCAAGCUGUGUGUUUAGCCAAGUCAUGAACAUGGCAGCAUUUCUAGGUAGGCGUUGCAUGGAGAAUGUCUGGCUUCUUCUUUUAUUUUUUUGUCUCUUCUAAUUUGUGUUAGCAAAUCACCAGGUUCAGCUCAGUAAAUGUUGUCAAGGCGAGGCCCAGUAAUCUGCAGCUAUUCUGGCUUAGUUCUCACUGAGCGGGGUGUUUGGGCUGGACUACCUGAGACUGAAGGUCAUGUGGGGGACUCCUCCUUCAUAAAAAGAAUUGAAAUCUUUCAACACAGAAGAUUAGAAUGUCAGGGAGAAGGCUAGACUAAGUCCCUUCUUCCUGACAUGCUGGAUUUCUGCAUCAGGGUUUCUUUAAUGGAGGAGCAACCAAUCGUAGGAAACCCUACCUAAUCUCAAGUUAUUUAGCUCAGAUGCAGGUUUUAGGCUUGGCAUCAGCAUCUAACAUCUUUGGGCAUGGCCCACCAACUCUGACACCUACCUGGGUUUGGGGUUUACUUAGCAGCAGAGCUGGCUGCCAUUUUAAAUUUCCCACAAUGCCCUGGAGCGACACUACACUGUGUUGUUAAUUAAAAUUUCAGGCAGUUUGCAGCACUGCUCUCUGCCACUGUCAGUAAACCUUCUGGGAAGGGCAGUGUGCGCAUUGUAGGAAUGAUAAUGUUCUUGGGGGCCAACCCAACAUCACUUAGCCAAGUCCCCUCAAAGCUGCUCCAACAUAUUUACUGCCUCUGAGAACUAGACCUGUAAAACAGGGGUGGCUAACCCAUGGCCCGCAGGCAAGAUCCAGACCCGCAAGAGGUUUUGUGGCUCUUGAGACACCCCCCCCCCUGUAAGUUUGUCAUUUUUAAUUUGUAGUGCUAUGGUGCCAAAUGAUUUUUUUUUGUAGCGUUAAAGCCCCUCCAAAAAUUUCCAUUUGUUUUUAAAACAUUUUUACAGACUGCUCCAAUAGGUUCUCAGAUGCGAUACUGCAAUGCCGAAAGAUUUUUUGUGGCCUCCCAAGGCCACUUAAAAUUUGUUCAUUUAAAAAAAGUCUGGUUUUUUUUUUUAAAAAAAGGACAAUUUUUGCAGGUUUCCUUCUGCAAUUUUAUGAUGCCAAAUAUUUUUGUGAUCCACCCAUAAGACCCACCAAAAUUUGUAACAACAACAACAUAACAGCAGCAGCAUUUGUUUUCCCAUACUUCUUUUCCACUUUGGCCUUUGCUCACUUUGACAUGUAGCCCUCAGAGGCCCGCAGCCCAAAAAAGUAAUCCACCCCUACUAUAAAAUAACAUAUGCAAAGGUUGUGUAAAAUAUCCACAUAGUGAAACAUUAUAGUCACCGUAUAUUUUUGCUUGUUUGUUUUUAAUCAUCUCAUUUUUCAGGCAAUAUUUGUUUUUAUUUGCAUGGCACUUGCUAUCAGUUUCUACUGCUUUAAAUCCUGCAUGUGUGUGGGCACAACAAUAAUUUGAUUAUGCAUAUAAUAAAGGUGAUAAUGUACCAUUUGUUAUAUAACGUUCACAACCCUUCUUUUAAUUGAUGGUCAGUAUUUCUUUGCUAGGGUUAGGAACUGAGCCGUAGUAGCCCUAUAGCAGGCUUAUAAAUCUGCGCUCACCUGGUUACCUGGGAUGUGUAAGAAUGGCCUCUGGGUCAUUGGCUAUGCUAGUUAAGGCUGAUGGGAGCUGUGGUCCAAAAUAUCUAGAAGGCUGCCCAUUGGCUACCUCCAGUCUACAUAUAUACAAGGAAGACUCUUCUGACAAAAGUUUAUGGUAUGCUGUUUCAAAUAUAGGGUGACCAGAUCCAAAGGAGUGCAGGGCACCUAUGUGUAGAAGAAGGGAGUUUGGCAGGUAUGUAAACUGGAGCUACCAAAAUUCCUUUUCCUACACCACUGUUAAAAGUACCAAAGGCCUGGCUGCCUUUGCUUCUGGGUCAUCCUUUGUAAGCAAGAUUCAACCACAGUGGAGAUGGUUAAUGGGAGAGAGGCUUCUAGGGUCCUUUCAGGUCUUAAUUGUUCCGGGUGGCGUUGCUUUUGACUGACCAAGAAAUAACUUAGGAGGGAGGCUCUUGCAAGUCCGCUGCCCCAGAAUUAAAAGAGGGCGGAUCCUUUUGCACUUCUCAAGUUCCAUAGCCAGGCUGUGGUGGGUGCAUUUGUAAACCUGUCUGGCAGACCUGUUUGGACCUAGAAUUAUAUUGACGUUUGGAGUCAUAAUUGUGCACGAGUGUCACGUUCUCGUUCCUCAUUUCAGCGCUUGUCGUGGCUGUCCUUCGCUUUAUUCAGCUAAAACCAAAAGUUUUGAAUCCCUGGCUCAAUGUGAGCGGCCUGGUGGCGUUGUGCUUGGCCUCCUUCGGAAUGACUUUGCUGGGCAAUUUCCAGGUAUUGUGUGUGUUCUCUCUCUCUCUCUCUCUCUCUCUCUCUCUCUCUCAUCUUCCCCAAUAACUCUCUCCCUAAGCCACGCCCCUCACCAGACCUCUUUGCACCUUCCGUGAGCGUUUUUUGGCUGGAAUGUGUCUGUGGUCUCUUGAUAAUACCUCUUACUUGCCUGGAUGAAGGAUAGAGAAAGGCGUGAGCGUACAAACUAGCCUGUGCUACAAAGGUAUCCUUUAUAUCCAUUGCUCUGCUGCUUUUAUCUGUCUCCUCCCGCCACUGACAUUUGGCCUCCAGAAGGGCACCCAGAAGGAAAUGUGGCCCUCGAUUGAAAAAUCUUCCCUACCUCCUGUCUGUCCUGAAUGGGAGUGACUCUCCAAGUCCCACGUUGAGGCCUUUCCCAUCACCUGCCAUUUUCAACUAGACAAGCCAGGGGUCGAACCUGGUAUAUUCUGCAUGCAAAAGAUGCGCCCUGCCCCAGAGAUCUGUGCCUGGCAUAUACGGGCGUCUUUUUAAUGUUUCUAGACCACCCUUCUGUUGUCACAUUCCAAGUGGAAUCGAAACACAUGCAAUCGCAUGUUGCUGUUGAUAUGUACAAGCAAAAAAAAAAAUCAGAGGCCAACCAGAGAAUAUUGAGAAGCAAAGCAGCUUGUAAGCUUGAUCUUUAUUGAUCUGUUGCCACAGGGUGCUCCCCUCACCCACAGGAAAGGAGGAGGAACCCAGAACAAUGGCACGCAAGGCCUUAUAUGGACUUUUGAAAUUGCCACCCUGUAGAUCAAGACCAUCCCCAGAAACAUCAUACAUACAUCACAGAAGGGGUGUCACCUAAAACCACCCCUCAGAUACAUCAUACCUACAUCACAGAAAAGGCGGUCUAAAACAGAAAUUUGAAUGUUGUUUUUCUCCUGUCGUUGUUUAUCUCCUGUCUGGCAGGUUACUGGAUUGGGUUGCCUGGGGAGCCUGGCCAGUCUUUUGUAAUGAUAAAUACUUAGUUCCUGGGCCAGGUCGCAGGCUUACACCCUAUUCAAACACAGACAUACCCUCAAGACAGGAUUUGUGAAGGAAAAGACAAUGGGGUGGCUUUUCCAUUUGACCUUGCAGAGAAAACACCUGGUCAGCCUGGGAGUCAAAAUGGCUCCAUGGCUGCUUUCCUGUGCAGCUUCAGACAUGUGGCCUAUAUAUCUAUGUACGUGUUUGCUUGGUACAUUUAUGAACCUUUAUUAUAUACAUAAGACCUUAAUUUAUUUAUUUCAACGUACUACAUCCCCAUAAUCCCUGGCUGUGCUGGCUGGCGCUGAUGGCAGUUAAGAUUCUAACAACAUCUUGGAAACCUGCCAGUUCCCCAUCUAUACAGAAUACUUCGGCCGGAUUCAGUUAUUUGUUUCGGCCACGAGCCAUUAGGAAGUUUACAAAUGUGGUGAUUCAAAUAGUUUACAUAUUAAAACAUAUGUCAGGUCUGCAACAGAACCCAAAAUGUGAAACUUUGUUAAGUUCACAUGGGCCACUCUGGGCGGCUGCCAACAGAAUAUACAAGAACACAACAGAACACCGCAUGUUAAAAGCUUCCAGAUACAGGACUGCCUUCAGAUUUAAUCUGUCCCCCAUCAGAUAAUCUCUCCUUUCACACUAUGCGAUCACAAGGCUCAUUGCUGCUUUUUCUUGUGACACCACAAACGAUGGUCUGUUUGUUUGUUAAUGAUUAAACAGUGAAACAGCCAUGUUUUGUCAGUGUGUCUGAAUUAAGGCAUUGUCUCAUUAGUUUCUAGUUCAAUAGCCUGUUAAUAAUAAUCUACAGUAAAUGUCUAGAACAGAGUUAUUCUAUUAUGAUAGGGAAAGGAGUAUCUGUGCUGGAAGAACCUCUAAACCCCAAACUCUACUGACCUCAUACUGACCAGGAUGGAGGGUGGGGAGGAGAAAGUUGCAGAGGAAAUUAGUAUGCCAGCUAUAGGGCUGGAAUAUUUCACCCUCCUUUUUCUCUCUCUGACUGUGUGUCAAAGGAACAAGCAUUCUUGGUUCAGUGGCUCCGAAAACCUCCCCACUUCUGCCCCAUCACACCCCUUGAACACCCCUUAUUGCCAUUGUGGCUGUUGGAGCACCGACAACAGAGCAGCAAGGGUGGCAGAAGUUUCCAUGUCACAUUAAAGACAGGUCAAGGACAAUAUAUUGUAUUUUAAAAUGGCGUUUCAGAGUUUUUAGGGGUUUUGAAUGUCUUAUGUAGAUUUUUCAGUUUCAUUGUUCUGUAUGGGACAAUGACAAUAAAGAUACCAUAUUGUAUCGUAUCGACUCCUUCACUGCCUGCAGACCUCCUUCUCUGUGGGAGAGAUCUCCUGUAUCCUAUGGCUUCUGGGGUGUGUUCCCGGGGAUUAUAGCACUGUGCCCUAAACGACGGUAAUGUCCCUUCUUCUGUGGCUCCCUUCUCUUCUACCGUACUCUUAAAUGACUCCUCUUCCCCACCUGGCAAAAUCUCUUUAAACACACACACACACACACACACACACACACACACACACUUUUCAAAUUUAUACAUUUCACUGAUUUUACAAUCAUUUUUACAUUUCAAAACUUGACUUCCUUACCCACUUUCCUUAAAUUUAUUUAUAACAUAUUCUGCAUAUCCAAAUUAACUUAAUUUGUUCAUUUACUCAUCUUAUGUAAAUGUAUACUCUUACGAAACUGCAGGUUAUUACAAUAAUCCUGCCAGUGUUUUUAUCUGUUUACAAUUUAUCCAUGAGUAUUCCAUAAACCAUUCCCAUUCUUUUGUAAAAAGUUUGUUAUCUUGAUUUCUUAUUCUUCUAGUAAGUUUCACCAUUUCUGCAUAUUCCAUUAAGUUUUUGUAUCUAUUCUUCCUUUGCUGGGACUUCUUCUUCUUUCCAUUUUUGGGCAAGUAGCAUUCUUGCCGCUAUAGUCGCAUACAUGAAUAAGUUUCUAUACAUUUUGGGUAGUUCUGUCCCUAUAAUUCCCAAGAUUUUGCCCCUGACAAAAUCUCAGUGCACCUUUGCCCAUCGUGUGCUGCUCUUCUUCAGCACCCUAAAGAAGAGUGCAUUGCAUGUGCUUUCAGCAUGCAGGGCAGAGUGGAUCCCUCCCUGCUUUAAAAGGAUCUCCUGCCUAGAUUCAUCUGGCCGCCAGAUGGCAGUUUCUGUAAGUUCAGUAUUUCCAGACAGCUGUUUCUCUUUCAAGCUGUCUCCAUCCUCCUUUUGAGUUUCAUGUUUCCCAACUCCCUCCCUGUCUUGUAUAGAAACGUGGAAUUGUAGAUCCGAAAGGUGCAUGGUCACCUAACCUUCAGCCCUUCUCAUAGAGGUAGGCCCUUCACCCUGAUAUCCCAGCACCCCUGAAAUGAUGGCAUGCUGCAAGUAGGAGAAUCCUGUCUUAUUGUGUUCCUAGCAAGAUCAUCAGCCACCAAUCACAUUGCAUUACAAGCUGCCUUUGAAACGUCGUCAGAUUUUUGCAUGCUCUGCAGCUUGAUGAGAGAAGGGCAAGACCUAUCAAGCCCAUACAGCUAGUGGCUCAGUUCUCAUGGAUUCUGUCCAACGUGCCUGCAGGUCACGGAAUAAAUGUAAGCCGUGUUUUCGUGGGCCAAAAUCUGAUGCCCGCAGAAGCCCGGCUUAGGUGUCGCUUAAUGUCAGGGCCCAGGCUGCUCCAGGCAGAUGAGAUGAUUUAUUUGGCAAAUGUGAGGUAGGGAAUGAUACACCCAUAAAAGGAAAUGGCACAUUUAUAAGAGAACAGGGCAUUUGUGCUGAGGCGUGCAGGAUUUACUACCACUUGCGUAAGAGCCCGCCAUUCCUAUAAAUCCCAAACCCACCUGCUGUCGUAAAGAAAGUACAUUUCAUGUAGAAUUAUUCUUCUAAGUCGAUUAAUAGCAACAGGAGGCCCGUAGGUCAUGUUAUGCUUGCCACUCCCUGCAGCCUGUUAUUGGUGCCAACCAGGACUGGGUUACGGGAGAGGAUGUGGAACAGCACAUCCUCUGUUCCCCAAAGAAUCCUGGGUGCUGUUCAGGGUGCUGAGAAUUGUAGCUCUGUGAGGAGUGGACUAUAGUUCACAGGAUUCUUUAGGAGGGUGCAUUAAACUACAGUUACCAGACUUUUUUCAAUGAAUCCGAGGACACUUCAUUUAUUUCUUUUGAAGCUGAGUAGCAACAGGGAGUCAGUAGUGGGGAUGGUGAGGCAAAAGACCCUGGGCCCAAGCAAAUAUGCAUAUUGUAUAAAGGUGCAAAGCCCUUCUUUUGCACCCUGUGAAACAUAAAUGCUCUGUUUUUAAAAAACUGGGCAACGGCGCGCCACCGUCUGUGACUCCCGUGCCUCCCCCAUUCUCCUUCCCCCUUCCCUCUUUGUUUUGACUGAUCAGGGGAGGCUUAGAAGUCGUGGGGUUUCCCAGUUUUUAAAAAAACUAUGUGCAUUUAUGUUUCACAGGGUGUGAAAUAAGGGCUUUGCACCUUGCCUGGCAGAGAAACCGCGCACCUUGCGCCCCUCCUGGGCAACGGCCACCUGCCUGCGACUCCCGAGCCUCCCCGAUCUGUCAAAACAAAGGGAGAAGGGGGCAGGAGAUCUGUACCGCCGGACGUCCCUGGUUCCCCCUCGGCAGCAGGGGCAAGCAGCUCUUGAAGCCAGCCAGAGCCAACUGUGCUACCAGGCUGGCUCCGGGCUGCUGAGGCUGCCGUUGCCACGUUUCCCAGGGACAGAUUUGCAAAUCUGGGGACUAUCCCCGGAAACCGGGGACAUCUGGUACACCUACUUUAAACACCUUAGUUGCCUCUUCUGAUCUGCUUCAGAAAGGGCAGAAAUGUUUCCUCUUCUUCUCCAGCUCUUCCAUCCUUCUUUACUCCAGGCACGUCUCGGGUGGUCAGAUGCAAAAGACGACAGGGCUCCCGAACUUUUAAUAGCUGUACAGAAGAGAGAAGCUUGGCAGGUGUAACUUGCAUGAUAAGAUACCCCUGUUGAAAACCCCUCUUCUGCACAAAUAUUAAAUGUGCAGGAGCUCCUUUUGCACCUGCCCACCUUAGGCGUGCCUCCGAGCCAUCAGCCUUGAAGGAUUGAGGGGAAAGUAAAGUCAUCCACACAUCAAGGUAUUCUCUCACGCAUGUUGAGUUCAGCAGUGGCAGUAUGACCAGGUUUGCUCUGGGUCCUUAGCAGAACCAUGUAAAGCAGAAUCAUCUGGAGGUUUGAGGGCAAGAGCCUUUUCUGUCAAUCAAAUCAAGGAAGGCCACCAGUUCUGUUGUCUUUGCAGCUUUCGAAUGACGAAGAAAUCCAUAAUGUGGGCACAUCCCUGACCUUUGGUUUCGGCACCCUGGCCUGCUGGAUUCAGUCUGCCCUAACGCUCAAAAUAAACUUGAAGAAUGAAGGAAGGAAAGCUGGGAUCCCACGAGUCGUCUUGUCGGCAGCGAUAACUCUCUGCGUCGUCCUUUGUAUCCUUUAAUUCUGCACAUUUUCUCCAGGUGCCAACUUCUCAUCUCAAAGGCGGAAAGUUCACGAUCUAAUAAAUUAGAGUUUCCAGGCAAUGAACUGUUUGCAUGAGGCUGUAGUUUGCCAUUGCAGUGCAUAUCAGCACAUGUACUGUGAAAUCAAGUCUUAACACUAAUCCCCAGAACUCGUUCAAAUUAUGCAUUUCUGAAACUAUAAAUUCCGCUAAAAUUUAAAUUUUGAUGCAGGCGGUUUUUGUGUGCCAAACAUGUAAGCUUGGAUUUUCAAUGCAGUCCUGUGCCUUAAGUUGUGAUCCUGUACCAACGUACCUGAAAGCAAGCCCUACUAAAUACAAUGGGGCUUACUUCUGGGCAGAAAUGCAUAUAAUUCUGCUCCUAGAGUGAAAUCAUAUACACCCUUAACUGGGAGUAAGUUCAGUUUAUUUCUGAGUAUGUAUGGGAUUGUACUGAGCAAGUCCCAAAUUAGUGACCUGAUGAAAAAUGUGUUUUGACCAAGGGAAGAUGCAUAAUAUGAAUACUCUGUGACCCUUUAGUAACUGCUCUGUUUUAAGAACAUAACCUAAGAGUGUAAGAAGGCGGCUGCCAGAUCAGAUCAAAGGCUUAUUGAGCCCAGCAUCCCUCUUACAGAUGCUUAAGGGAAGGCCGCAAUUUCUUCAACUAUACCAAACCUACAGAAGCCUGAUACUAAUGGCUUGAAAGAACAGAGAUACAAUUCCCCUUAAGCAGUGGUGACAUUAGCAACAUAUGAACCGACAGCUUAUAGACUUAAUUUUCUUUGGAUAAAUUCAAUGGUAUCUGGAAUGGGUGUACACAGAAUAUAUUGGGGUACUGACAAUUAUAUGUGCAUUAGGCUAAUAAGAAUAUACAAAUCUGUAUAUGAAUGUAUGGUAAAGUAUCAGUAUUUUUUUCCUGUGUUACAUUCUCACUCACUUUUUACUUUCUCUCUUUUUUUCUAAAUGCAGUUCUCUUAUUUAUAUAUAUAUAUAUUUUAAAAACACUACAGUGGUACCUCGGGUUACAGACGCUUCAGGUUACAUACGCUUCAGGUUACAGACUCCACUAACCCAGAAACAGUACCUCGGGUUAAGAACUUUGCUUCAGGAUGAGAACAGAAAUCGCGCAGCGGCAGCGCGGCUGCAGAGGGGAGCCCCAUUAGCUAAAGUGGUACCUCAGGUUAAGAACAGUUUCAGGUUAAGAACGGACCUCCAGAACGAAUUAAGUUCUUAACCCAAGGUACCACUGUACUAACCUACAUAACUUGUGAUGCAUUGAGCCAAAUUCAUCCCACUGGACAGCUAUUGUAGUUUGCCAAAUCUGGGUAAAAGAGUUUGUGCUGUCAGUGAAGGGCGGUGGGGAAAGCAUGAGCAUGGCUUACAUGGCUCUGCCCUUGAACUCUGUACACUGAUUUGGGUCUUGUGGACAAAGGCUCCACAGACCUGCUUUCUUUACAAGACCUGAUCCAGGCAUGGGACUGUGGGACAGUGAGCAUAGUCCUGCUUCUCUCUCCCACGUCUUGAGUGAGAUUUCAUUUGUGUAUAUAUAUAUUUUUGUGCGCACAAGGCUACCAUUUCCAGUACAGCUAUUAGCAGGAAUGACUUUGAAUGAAAAUUGUGUAGAUUCUUUUGGUGCAUGGCACAGAGAUCUUGAACAGAAUUUUGGAGGUAGAAUCAUAGAAUCAUAGAGUUGGAAGAGACCACAAGGGCCAUCGAGUCCAACCCCCUGCCAAGCAGGAAACACCAUCAUAGCACUCCUGACACAUGGUUGUCAAGCCUCUGCUUAAAGACCUCCAAAGAAGGAGACUCCACCACACUCCUUGGCAGCAAAUUCCACUGUCGAACAGCUCUUACUGUCAGGAAGUUCUUCCUAAUGUUUAAAACAGGUGCAAAACCAGAGAUCGGUAUUAAAUGGGUGCGGUUUUUAUGAACGUGCCCUCACCGUCACAUGCAAAAUUAGCUUUCCUUUCUCAUCUCUUAUCUCCUUGUUUUGCAUACACACAGCAUUGGAAACUUGCCAGCCUUAUUAUCCCUUUUGCAUGCUUUUCUUCCUGCUAAUGCAGUUCUCAGAAGACAGAGGUAAGGCUCUAAUAAAACAACAGCAGCAAGUUGAGUCUGGUAAAAGAAACAACCCGCGUCAUCUGAAAUGUCCUUACAUAAGCCUUGCGAAAGUAUGAUGAACUCUUGAUGGAUCAGUGUGCUGGUGUAAUAAAGUGGGUGUCUGCAAAGGGGGGGGGAUCUGUUUUAAUACCAAAUGGGGUGCAUAGGAAGGGGAGAAAAACUUGGCCCCCUCCCCUACUUGGCUUCUUUCAGCUGCGAAUUCCCCAUGAAUACUAAAACCCAAAUGGGUUAUGAAAAGGCCCAACCCUCCCAUCGCAUCUUGUGAAGAAUAAAUGAUGCAAAAUAAGAGAUAAUAAUAAUAAUAAUAAUAAUAAUAAUAUUUUAUACCCCACCCAUCUGGCUGGGCUUCCCCAGCCACUCUGGGCGGCUUCCAAGCAAAUAGUAAAAUACAGCAAUACAUCAAACAUUAAAAGUCUCCCUAAACAGGGCUGCCUUCAGAUGUCUUCUAAAAGUUUGGUAGUUGUUGUUCUCUUUGACAUCUGGUGGGAGGGCGAUCCAAGUUCAAGUUAAACAACUCACAGAAUUCUACUUUUUUAGUGCAGAAUUUGGGUUGCCGGGGUGUGAAAUGUUUUCUUUUUUAGCACAGCGUUGACACAGCCCUGCAUGUAAGACAGCCUCAUCCACGUUCUCUUGAGAGCCAGUGUGGUGUAGUGGUUAAGAGCGAUAGACUCAUAAUCUGGUGAACCGGGUUCGUGUCUCCGCUCCUCCACAUGCAGCUGCUGGGUGACCUUGGGCCAGUCACACUUCUUUGAAGUCUCUCAGCCCCACUCACCUCACAGAGUGUUUGUUGUGGGGGAGGAAGGGAAAGGAGAAUGUUAGCCGCUUUGAGACUCCCUAGGGUAGUGAUAAAGCGGGAUAUCUAAUCCAAACUCUUCUUCUUCUUCUCUUCUUCCUGCGCUCGAGCGCCUCCUGCGCAUUUUUCCUUGACGCCUCUCCAGAUUUCAUCUUGAUGUCCCAGAAGUUCCACAUGCACGCUGCGCGGAUACAGUGGGGAAUGGUGAUGUGCUUCCUCUGCUACUUUGGCUCCUUUGCUGUGGAGUUCAGACACUACCGCUUCGAGAUCAUCUGCUCCGAGUACCAGGAGAACUUCCUCAGCUUUUCCGAAAGCCUCUCUGAAGCGUCCGAGUACCAAACAGAUCAGGUGUAA